AUCCGCUUGGCCAACAUGACACCACGGUUUUCCUCGGCUUGGUUACCUUGUAUAUUUUUAUCCUGCUUUUCAGCCCAAACUUCACAGAACUCUCGUGUUCUCCGUGGGUCAGGACGUGUGAGAUUAAAGAGCUACAGUGGAGACAGAAGGUCUCUGGCUCUGCCUUGGGAAGGGAUUGCGCACGCUGCCCUCGGAGGGCUGCUCAGGAGCUGUGCUCUGCGCCCGUCCGGUUGCUGGUCGUUUUCUGCCCAAGGGGAGCUGCCUGGUUCUUCUGCCUCCGAGAGUCUGCAGGAAAAACUCACGGACCAGGUGAUGCAGAGUCCCCAAGUGCUGGCUGCUCUCCAGGAGCGACUUGAGAAUGUGUCCCAUACACCUUCAAGCUACAUUGAAACGUUACCCAAAGCGGUCAAAAGACGCAUCGAUGCUUUGAAACAGCUUCAGGUGAAAUGUGCUCACAUCGAGGCCAAGUUCUACGAGGAAGUGCACGAUUUGGAGCGAAAAUAUGCAGCCCUUUACCAGCCUCUCUUUGACAAGAGACGGGAUUUUGUCACUGGUGAUGUUGAACCCACAGAUGCAGAAUCGGAAUGGCCCAGCGAGAAUGAAGAGGAGGAGAGACUGGCCGGAGACCUUAAGAGCAAAGUGGUGAUUGCUGAGAAAGAAGCUUCUGCAGAUGAGCCGAACCCCAAAGGGAUCCCGGAAUUCUGGUUUACGAUCUUUAGAAAUGUGGAUAUGCUGAGCGAGUUAGUCCAGGAAUAUGAUGAACCGAUUUUGAAACACUUGCAGGAUAUUAAAGUAAAGUUUUCAGAUCCCGGACAGCCCAUGUCUUUCUCCUUAGAGUUCCACUUUGAGCCCAAUGACUACUUUACCAACUCUGUCCUGACAAAGACUUAUAAGAUGAAAUCAGAGCCAGAUACGACAGACCCCUUUUCCUUUGAAGGUCCUGAAAUAGUCGACUGUGAAGGGUGCACUAUCGAGUGGAAGAAGGGCAAGAACGUGACGGUGAAGACGAUCAAGAAGAAGCAGAAGCACAAGGGCAGAGGCACCGUGAGGACGGUCACGAAGCAAGUCCCCAAUGACUCCUUCUUUAACUUCUUCAGCCCCAUCAAAGUGUCUGGGGAUGGAGAGUCACUGGAUGAAGAUUCAGAAUUUACAUUAGCCUCAGAUUUUGAAAUUGGGCACUUCUUCCGCGAAAGGAUCGUUCCACGUGCAGUCCUUUAUUUUACUGGGGAAGCCAUAGAGGAUGAUGACAAUUUUGAAGAAGGCGAGGAAGGGGAAGAAGAGGAAUUGGAGGGUGAAGAGGAGGGAGAGGAAGAUGAUGAUGCAGAGAAUGAUCCCAAGGUGUAAUUUUUGUCUGUUUAUCAUUCAUAUCAUAGAGAGAAAGCGGCCAGCCGGCGGAGUGCAAGCAGCAGUGAUGCCUGCGGAUGCACGCCCCCUUGGGAGAGGCUGAGCCACCUUGGACGACCGGACACCUUGGGAUUCCUGGCCUGUGGCCUGGGGUGUUCACUCGCUGCAGCGCCGUCUCACUAACAACGCUUACAGUUAACUUGUUUUCAAGUGCGUGGUUUUCACUUACACUUUUUUUCUUUUUGCCUAAUUUGUACAGUGGUAACUUUGAUGCAUUUCGCAAAUAGGUUUCAGUAAAGCACCCUCUCUACCUGCCAUUGCCUGCCUGUGAGCUGGGCAGGUGCACACACGGGUGCCAGAGUGCAUUUGUAACUUGGUUAAGACAAAGAGGAGGUAGGACACAUGUGCACGCACACACGCACACACAUGCACUCCUUCACACACACACACACACACACACACACACACACACACACACACACACACACACACACACACACACACACACACACACACAUACAUCCUGCACCCUGCCCUCGCCUGCUUUAAUGGCCUCUUUAUCCCAGUCAUCUCAGAGCUGUCGAGUAGAGUAAAGCCAUGUUUGCUGGGGGGAGGGGGGAGGGCAGGGGGCUUGGGCAGGUCAUCUUCCUAUUUAUUUCCUUGUGUUUGUAUGUACUUUGAACUUGGGCUCACACUCAUUUCUGAAACCAUGUUUGUGUGACGAAAGAUCUGGUGCCUCUGUCCAGGGAAGAGGGGCUCGUGUGUUCUUCCCAGAGCAGAGACCCAGGCCCCUGUGCUGCAGAGGACGGGGGCGGGCUCGCUGGACUUGGACGUACACGGUGGCCGUUGGGGCCCUGGGUUCUCGGCCUUCUCUCAGUGCUCCGGGGUGGGCGGCUCCAUUCUGUCCCUCUGUUGGUGUGGAGGACUCCGGGUGCACCUUUCUAGUUUUUCAGCCCCUGAUACCAGUCUCCAGCCUCCAUUGAUUAGCAGCUUUAUCAACACUGUGACCAGGCGUGUAGAAUGCUCCAGCCUUACCUUAAACAGUACACAUUUGUAACUUAAUAAUAGACAGCGUUUUCAAUUUGUACAGAAUAGUUAGGAUAUUCUAUUAAAGUUGUGAAACAUGA
Phascolarctos cinereus (koala) is the source of this 2471-nucleotide messenger RNA. Lineage: Eukaryota; Metazoa; Chordata; Mammalia; Diprotodontia; Phascolarctidae. The record is from RefSeq and is a predicted model, not a curated record.